Messenger RNA from Acaulospora morrowiae, 876 nucleotides. The record is from the annotation of a GenBank genome assembly. Lineage: Eukaryota; Fungi; Glomeromycota; Glomeromycetes; Diversisporales; Acaulosporaceae.
AUGAUUUGUGUAAUUGAUAGUUGCAAAAAUUCUGCGAAGGACGAAGAUCAUGAAUUAUGCCCCACCCAUCUAAACAUAUGGAUAGCGAACCCUUCGGUUCUUCCGAGCACUAUAAGGAUUCAAAAUUCGACAAAGUACACGAAUUUGGUUGAGAUCCCCAAGGGAUCACCAUCUUUCCUAGAGGUAGAAAAAAAAUUCAUGAAGGAUUGGGUGAAACCGAAUGCGAAUGGUGUAAGAAUAGAGGCGAUAUACAAUAUAUACCUGCACCCCGAAAUCGUUCAAAACUAUAAAAAUUAUCGUGCGCAGGUUGAAGAUCGCGGGAAAUAUAAGGCGAAGGGACUUUACGAAGGAAAUGAAAUGAUACUUUAUCAUGGAACGGAUCAUCUGUGCUCAAUAAUAUUUGAUACUGAUAAACAAAGUUUAUUGUGCAAAGGAACAAAUUGUGGGGGAUGCGGAAUUUUGAUGAAUGGUUUUGACAUGGCCAAGGAAAAACCAAAAAUUUAUCCGCUUCAGGUUGGUCAAAAUAACCAAGGAAGAAGCUUUCAGAGACUCGGACAGGGUCUUUAUUUUACUCCAUAUUCUUCAAAAGCUCAUUAUUAUGGGCACGGAGGACAAAAAGUGUGUCCGAACGACAGUUCCCGAACUUGCAGAAUAAUGUUUAUGUCAAAAAUCGUAGUCGGUAAUCCUUGGCAGCCCCAUUGUGUUAGUCAAGAUGCCCGCGGUCCCCCAGAGGGAUUCGAUAGUACCUGGGGAAAAAAAGGAAACUGUCCCCAUGGCUCGUCCGUGUUGGUGUAUGAAGAAUAUGCGAUUUACCGUCACGACGCAUGUCUGCCAGUGAGAUACAUUGCAUACUCUUAUACAAGCACUGUCGAAUAA